AUGGAUAGCAGACAAGAAAUUCUGGGGCAUAACAGUUCCGAAGACAUACGCUGGCUCUGUAACCUAUCAGAAUCUGAGCUGGAUAUGUUAAUUAGGUUAAAAUCACUAAUUCUCCAUCGCGCAACAGUAAUCGGUCAAGAUGAACUCGCCAAGAAUUUCGAUUUGCCCACGCUUCGAGCCAUCGGAAAGGUUAAAGAUUUAUCACACGUUCAAGGCUUAACCAAGCUUGCUGCAUUCCCAGAAUGUUGCAAUCUAUUAAAAGGUAAUACUGGGGACAAUUCCAGUAUUGAAGAGCUGAAGGCAUGUAUUGGUAUUGAUGAACGAAAAAGACCAACCAAAAGAGGCAACCAAACAGAAGAAACAGAGAUUAUGACAUUGUGUAAGCCAAUUGAAGGAUCACAGUUGGUUAACAGCAGUCUCACCAAUUUCUUAGAGGAAGCAGACGCUUCUGAUGAUGUUAUUGCUUCACAUGAAAAAGUAGUUAACUAUUUCCCAACCCAAGUAGACAUACUUUGGUUCAACAAAAUUAAAGAUAAUGGAGAGCCACUCUUGUCGAAUUUCUGUAGGCAAGAGAGGGAGACCACUGACCACUAA
Molecule: messenger RNA, 594 nt
Organism: Dovyalis caffra
Lineage: Eukaryota; Viridiplantae; Streptophyta; Magnoliopsida; Malpighiales; Salicaceae
Source: the annotation of a GenBank genome assembly